Molecule: messenger RNA, 960 nt
Organism: Penicillium waksmanii
Lineage: Eukaryota; Fungi; Ascomycota; Eurotiomycetes; Eurotiales; Aspergillaceae
Product: 5'-methylthioadenosine/S-adenosylhomocysteine nucleosidase family protein
Exons: 1
Coding region: 1-960 (319 amino acids)
Biological process (GO): nucleoside metabolic process
Molecular function (GO): catalytic activity
Source: RefSeq, a predicted model, not a curated record
AUGAACGAGCUCAACCCAGACAUUUAUACGGUCGCGUGGAUAGCGCCGCUCGAAAUCGAGGCUCAGGCUGCCCUCCAUAUGUUGGACAAUCAUCACCGUGGACGAUUCGCGUUGGGUAGGGGUGACGACUAUAUCUUCCGCGCUGGUGAUCUUGGUGGACACAACACCAUCAUCGCUACUCUACCGGCGGGCCAAGAGUAUGGAACCGGGUCUGCAGCUGCACUUGCCAGUCAAGUGAAGAAAUUCUUUCCAAAUCUCUGGUUUGGAUUACUGGUUGGUGUUGCUGCUGGUCUUCCAAGCCUCUCCCGACACCCGCCUCGUGAUAUCCGACUUGGUGAUGUCCUCGUAGGGCUUCCGGAGGGUAACAGCGCUGGCCUUAUAGCCUAUGACUUGGGCAAAGACCUGGGAGCUGGUGGUUUCCAACUGCUACGUGAUGGACACGUCUUGGCAAAUACCGAAACUGUUGUCCGAUCCGCGAUCCAGAAUAUCAAACUGAUGGCGCCUCGGGAUGUCGACACAUUUCAACCAUACUAUGAGAGCAUUCGGCAAAAGCAGCAUGCCAAUGGGGAUUUCAACGAUCCUGGCCAGGACGAUGACCACCUAUACCAGAUGGACGAUAAAGGAGUGAGUCAUAUCGUUCAACGAGAACGGCGACCUGAUUCAGCGCGAACCCGAGUUUGGUAUGGACCGAUCGGAUCCGGGGAGAAACUCAUGAGGAAUGCUCGGAGGCGAAAUGAAUUGAGAGACAAGUAUGGUAUCAUCGGGUUGGAAAUGGAAGCCGCUGGAACAAUGAAUCGUAUAUCUGUUGGUGUGAUUCGAGGGGUUUGUGACUAUGGGGAUGAACAUAAGAAUAAAGGGUGGCAAUCUUAUGCAGCGGCAAUGGCUGCCGCCUACGCCAAAGCAAUUUUAUAUGAGAUUAGACCCAAAGCCUCGGCCCCGGCUUACGUGAAGAGUGGUUAG